AAUGGCCACCAUUGACGCUCAACACUGAUUCAAGUGAUGGACUUCUUUGAUCCCCAAACCAUUACACUGUUCAUGCUCUCGGCUAAUGAACGAAUGGCAGUCCAACUUUCUCUCGCGGGACUCUCCUUUCUAAAUAUCGCGGUGUUUCCUUCUGUUUUGUAUGUGUGUGGCAGGCGUAGUUUCAGGCAAGUCUAAGAAAGGUGGAGACUUUCGGGAUAACUUCCUGUACAAUAAUCUUGAUAUCAUUAGCUACAAAGAUAGGUUUGUUUGGCUGUUCAAGCAAAGACGAAUGGCUUAAGUAACGUUGUGCUAAACUUGAUUAUCGGGAUUGAAUUAAAUACACAUACAGUAGCUAGCAUUCAAGCUGCUAUAUAACUCAAGCAACCGGAUAGCAGAUUCCAAACAUCUCAUAUAUCGAGACGGUCCUGGCCACAUUGAAGGACAGUAUGGUAGAGGUUGUGGUGGAGUAUGAGUACGAAGCCCUCCAUGAAGAUGAGCUGACCCUGAGGCUGGGAGAAGUGAUCAGGAACGUCCGCAGGAUGGAGGAGGAGGGAUGGAUGGAGGGAGACCUCAACGGGAAGAGAGGACUCUUCCCUGACAACUUCGUCAAGGAGAUGAAGAAGGAGCUGAAUUUGACAAAAGAGGAGGCCAAGGAGGAGGCGCAGCCCCAGCGGAGAGAGAAGAGUGCAGGGAACGUGGCCAACCUGGUCCAGCGGAUGAGCACCUACGGCAUCCCAGCUGGGGGCUUCCAGCCACACUCACAGCCCCGCGGUCUCAAGAAGAGUAAGUCAGAACCUAAGAAGCGGCAGUGCAGGGCGCUGUUUGAGUACGUGCCCCAGAACGAGGAUGAGCUGGAGCUGAAGAUGGGGGAUAUCAUCGACAUCAAUGAGGAGGUAGAGGAAGGCUGGUGGAGUGGAACCAUGAACGGCAAAUCAGGACUGUUUCCCUCCAACUUUGUCAAAGAGAUGGAGACGAACGCAGACGGACAGACAAAUGACUUAACAGAUGAAGCAGAUGCCAGCGGUAAAGAAGCUCUGCUCCCCCCCUCGCCCACCCACCCCUCUCCAGGCAAUGGAGUGAUCACCCAGCCCAAGAAGAUCCGGGGGGUGGGCUUUGGGGACAUCUUCAGGGAAGGCUCGGUCAAGCUAAAGGCCCGCCUGCCCAGCACAGAGGGAGACGAGAAGAAAGACAAACCAAUCCCAUUAUUACCAUCUGCCGCAAAGUCCGCCCAUUCCAACGUGACAGACUCACAGAAAGCAGAGGGGGACAGCAAAGCAAAAGUAAAAGACUACUGCAAGGCCACCUUUGCGUUUGAAGCCACAAACGAAGACGAGCUGACACUGAAAGAGGGUGACGUCAUACAGAUUUUGAGUAAGGACACAGGGGAGCCGGGGUGGUGGAGAGGGGAGAUCGGCGGUAAAGAGGGGGUCUUUCCUGACAACUUUGUGGCUGUGAUGUCAGACGCAGACAAAGAGCCGGCUCCCACAUCAAGAGGAUCAGUCAAACUCUCUCCCAAGCAGGAAGCAGAAGAGAGACCCAAGAAGCCACCCCCACCAUCAAAAAGCAUAGCUCGCAAACCCGAGGUCCCGUUGGCUGACAAGAAGCCCCUGCAUCCGCAUCCUGAGGACAGAGGUGACAAGACGGAUCAAAAACUGUCAAAGCCUACUGCCCCUCUGGUCCCGCCCAAGAAACCUGUACCUCCGCCAGGCAAGGGUAAACCAGGCGUCCUCCCCCCAAAACGCCCAGACAAGCCUCUCGCACCCUCCCUAGGGGCCAAGCACAAUGGAGAGGUGCCUUCCACACUUCCAAAGUCUGACUUUGAGCCAACGUUACCCAGCAAACCAAAAACGCUGUCGGGUGACUGGGGGGACAAAGCCCUUGACAUGGACCUGAUGAGCUUUGAUGAUCUGUCGUCUACCUCUGAGAAGCUGUCUCACCCCACCGCUAACAGACCAAAGAUGGCUGGCAAGAGGCUUCCUGCUCAGUUUGGAGGAGGCCACUCUCCAAACAAGGACAUCAGCGUGGAGAAAACCUUCAAGUUUGACGAAGAGGACCGCCCCAAGCCAAAGUUGAUAGACGCAAGAAAGCCAUCCAUGCCCAGCUCACACUCCCAAUCUCCCGUCCCCAAGCCCAGCCCAUCCCCGUCAGAGGGGCUCAAGGCCAGUGCGGCUUCGGCCCCUGGCCGCAGAAGCCCCAGCCCAGGCCCCAGCGCGGAGACCAAGCCCAAGGCAGAGCCAGAGGAGCGGAAGUCUGAGCUGCAGGACCUCAGAGGCCAAAUGAAAGAACUGCUGCUGUCUGUGGAGCUCCUCAAGACCCAGCAAAUGAGAGAGAUGGCAGAGCUGAGAAGCGAGCUGGAUGAGGAGAGGUUGAAACGAGUGGCCCUGCAGAUGGAGAUAGAGAAAUUAAAGAAGAUGGUUCAUUCGACGUGAAGUCUGACCCAAUCAGCCUGGGACAUCAGUCACCUAUCGGUCUGUCUCUAAGUAGAAACAGGAAGGGGACGAUGGCAUUCCUAUAAUACUUUUAGUUAUCAUCAACCUAUUCCACAUUUGUAAGAUUUACAUUUUUGCACAUAUUAAGGUUUUCUAGUUCUAGAAAGGUGUAAUUAAAUACAGAUGUAUAUGUUUUUUGUUACUUUGUUUUUUUUAGUUUUUGUUUUGCCAACACAAACGACCGAGGCCUUACUAACUACUGUGCUGGACUGGCAGUCUCUGCAUUCUCUAUGGGAAUGUGUGAGGGUUGCUCUCAAUACUACUGAUUCUGUAUAAAGCCAUAGGGGAUCCCUUUUUUUUUUUUUUUUUUUUAUGACUUGCAGGUAGUUGAUUUUAAAGAUGAUUCUGAUUUUCAGUUAAAGUAUCCAUAUUAGCCUCCUUUAGAUCAUAAUGAAUUAUAUUGUGAUAUUUCCCUGUUGCUAUAGCAGUGUUGUACUCCAUUGCUAUCGCAUAAGGGAUCAUUUUCUUUGUUGGUUUUUUUAUUCUAACAUUCCUAUCCAGGGUAACACUAUUGUGCCUGUUAAACACAUAUUAAAGUGUUAAUAUUGGGAGAUUACAUUUAUCAAACUGUUUAGACUUGCUGAUGAUAUGUAUUUGUAAGUUCUGACAAUGUGCUUAGACAUAUAGAGGGUCCUUUUUUCUUUUAAUUUUGUUCUUGUAAAGUACAUGUCACGUGGAACGGUUCUCUCAGAAAGAGAGUGACAGGUGUGUUAUAUAGAUCAUAUAUUUGGUACCAUCAAAUACAGCCAAUAAUAGCGCUACUUGAAAAGAGCACCAGUGGUUUAUGAGAUAAACCUACAUUUUAUUUCACGCCACGGUCAGAAUUGUGGCUUACUCAUUGAUUGUUGUUAUCUUGCACCAACUCCUGUACGCCAAAUUGCUUUGACCGCUCUUUUAUGAACCAUAUGCAGCUCUCUAAAUCUCUCUGUAGACAAAAUCAUGUGUGCUUUGAAGAGUGAGCAAUCUCUUUCUAACCUCCCAGAUGAGACCUGAAGUCCUGUAUAGCAGUGACCUUUGUGUGUUUCCAUGUUGUUCUGAAUGUGUCUGGUUCACACGUCUUUAUACUUGGACCAAGUAGAAACGUGGAGCAUGGAGGCCAACUGAGCACAUAGUCCAGUACACAGUAUCUCUGCCAUUUCUCAUUACUGUAAGUGAGAGGCUGAAUGGAAAGGCAUUGGGGAAGAGAUCUACUUGAUACAGAAGGGUUAAGCUCUGCACUGUACCUAUGCACAGCCAGCACCACUUUGUCAAUGAAACGUACGUGAUUGAACUCAACGAAGGACAAAGUGUUUUUGAUGGGAUGCGUUCAGUGUACCGGACAGACAAAUCAUAAAAGAAAUUGCCUUUGAUGAAAAGCAUCUUUGAGGUUGUCGCUAGAUUAUGCAGCAUUUUGUUGAUUCCUAACGUGUUAUUUACCCAUCAUGACCAGAAGGAUGUUUGCCUCUACUCCAGAUCAUCCUGAACACUGUGGAUGGCCUUCUUUCUCUACAUCCUUCUUCAUAUUCUUUUUUAGCAAGCUAAUUAUUUACAUUUUUUUCUAUAUAUAUAUAUUAGUACCAGUCAAAAGUUUGGAUUCACCUAGUCAUUCAAGGGUUUUUCUUUAUUUUUAUUAUUUUGUAGAAUAAUAGUCAAAACUAUGAAAUAACACAUAUGGAAUCAUGUAGUAACCAAAAAUGUGUUAACCUCUCUAGGCUAGAUGGGAUGCUACCGUCCCACCUGACCAACAUCCAGUGAAAGUGCAAGGCGCCAAAUUCAAACUACAGAAUUGUAAAUAUUUAACAUUCUUGAAAAUGCACAUGCAAUAUGUCAAAUUAAAGCUUGACUUCUUGUUAAUCCAGCCACGGUGUCAGAUUUCAAAAAGGCUUUACGGCGAAAGGAAACCAUGCGAUUAUCUGAGGACAGCACCCCAUCAAACAAACACAGACAAUCAUAUUUCAUCCCGCCAGGCGCGACACAAAACUCAGAAAUAACGCUAUAAUUCAUGCCUUACCUUUUGAAGAGCUUCUUCUGUUGGCUCUCCAAUAUAUGUCCCAUAAACAUCACAAAUGGUCCUUUUGUUCGAUUAAUACCGUCGUUAUAUCUCCAAAAUGUUCAUUUAUUUGGCGCGUUUGAUCCAGAAAAACACCGGUUCCACCUCGCGCAACAUGACUACAAAAUAUCUAAUAAGUUACCUGUAAUCUUUGUCCAAACAUUUCAAACAACUUUCCUAAUACAACUUUAGGUAUUUUUUUACGUAAAUAAUCAAUAGAAUUUGAGACAGGAUAAACUGCUUUCAAUAGUGGAUAAAAACAAAGUGGAGCGAGCUUUCAGGUCACGCGCCCCAACCACAACAGUACACUAGACUCGACCCUCGUUCUGAACAGCCCUACUUCUUCACUACACAAAGGACAAACAUCAACCAAUUUCUAAAGACUGUUGACAUCCAGUGGAAGCGAUAGGAACUGCAAGCAAGUGCCUUUAGAAAUCUAGAUCACCAUAGAAAACUCAUUGAAAAGAGAGUGACCUCAAAAAAAAGAAAUCCUGGAUGGUUUGUCCUCGGGGUUUCGUCUGCCAAAUAAGUUAUGUUAUACUCACAGACAUCAUUCAAACAGUUUUAGAAACUUCAGGGUGUUUUCUAUCCAAAUGAAUAAUAUGCAUAUCCUAGCUUCUGGGCCUGAGUAGCAGGCAGUUUACUUUGGGCACACUUUUCAUCCGGACAUGAAAAUACCGCCCCCUAGCCUAGAGAGGUUAAACAAAUCUAAAUAUAUUUUAUAUUUGAGAUUCUUCAAAGUAGCCACCCUUUGCCUUGACAGCUUUGCACACUCUUGGCAUUCUCUCAACCAGCUUCACCUGCAAUUCUUUUCCAACAGUCUUGAUGGAGUUCCCACAUAUGCUGAGCAUGUGUUGGCUGCUUUUCCUUCGCUCUGCAGUCCAACUCAUCCCAAUCCAUCUCAAUUGGGUUGAGGUUGGGUGAUUGUGGAUGCAGCACUGGGUCAUUGUCCUAUUGAAAAACAAAUGAUAGGCCCCUAAGCGCAAACCAGAUGGGAUGGCGUAUCACUGCAGAAUGCUGUGGUAGCCAUUCUGGUUAAGUGUGCCUUGAAUUCUAAAUAAAUCACAGACUGUGUCACCAGCAAGCACCAUCACACCACCACCUCCAUGCUUCACGGUGGGGACCAUAUAUGCAGAGAUCAUCUGUUCACCUACUCUGCGUCUCACAAAGACACGGCGGUUGGAACCAACAAUCUCAAAUAUGGACUCAUCAGACCAAAGGACAGAUUUCUACCAGUCUAAUGUCUAUAGCUCGUGUUUCUUGGCCCAAGCAAGUCUCUUCAUCUUAAUGGUGUCCUUAUUGGUGUCCUUUAGUAGUGGUUUCUUUGCAGCAAUUCGACCAUGGAUACCUGAUUCACUCGGUCUCCUCUGCACAAGUGAUGUUGAAAUGUGUCUGUUCUUGAACUGAGGCACAUUUAUUUGAGCUGCAAUUUCAAAGGCUGGUAACUCUCAUGAACCUAUCCUCUGCAGCAGAGGUAACUCUGGGUCUUCCUUUCCUGUGGUGGUCCUCAGAGCCAGUUUCAUCACAUUUUUCAAAGUUCUUGAAAUAUUCUGUAUUGACUGACCUUCAUGUCUUAAGGUAAUGAUGGACUUUCGUUUCUCUUUCCUUAUUUGAGCUGUUCUUGCCAUAAUAUGAACUUGGUCUUUUACCAAAUAGGGCUGUCUUCGGUUUACCACCCCUACCUUGUCACAACACAACUGAUUGGCUCAAACGCAUUAAGAAGGAAAGAAAUUCCACAAAUUAACUUUUUACAAGGCAUGCCUGUUAAUUGAAAUGCAUUCCAGGUGACUACCUCAUGAAGCUGGUUGAGAGAACCAAGGCAAAGGGUGGCUACUUUGAAGAAUCUCAAAUAAACAACUCAAAAUAUAUUUUAUAACACUUUUUUGGUUACUACAUGAUUCCAUAUGUGUUAUUUCAUCGUUUUGAUGUAUUCACUAUUAUUCUACAAUGUAGAAAAUAGUAAAAAUAAGGAAAAAACAUUCAAUGAGUAGGCAGUGUCCAAACCUUUUAACUGGUACUAUAUAUAUAUAUAUCUCACACACACACACACACUGAUCUCACAAAAUGGGAAAUUAUCGUUAUUCCUUCUUCACAUGAGUACACCAAGUCGUGUACUAUCCUCAGGCUUAGAAUCUUAUCCCUUAAAAGAAAACAUUCCUGAUCAGGGACUGUGCUUGCACGUGUUUGUGUAUGCAUGAAAGGAAACCUGAAAGCCUGUGUAUGUAUCUGUGAUGUUGGGUUUGGGGUUUGUCCUAAGUGUGUUUGGCCUUGUUGACUGGUCCGGGUAAAAUAAAGGGCAAGAUUACACAUUGAUCCCUAAAGCAAUAAUAUCUUUCUCUUUUCCAUCCCUCAAUGUUUCUCAUGGCUACAUUCUAAGUUGAGCUUGAGCAAAGAGUUAAUCAUGCAAAUAUAUAUAUAUUUGAAAAAGCUAUCCAUAUAACUGUCAUUCAGCUUAAUACUGUACAUUCAAUUAUUUGAUGCAAAGAAAAUAGGAAUUAUGUGCACAUUUAACAUCUGUUCAAGUUAUCUUGUUUACAUGUGCUGUAAAAUUGCAUGAACUGAGAUUCUUCCAAAAUGAAUAAAUAUAAUCUUUAUUUACA
Salvelinus fontinalis (brook trout) is the source of this 7118-nucleotide messenger RNA. It is a transcript of the gene cd2ap, whose product is annotated as CD2-associated protein. The record is from RefSeq and is a predicted model, not a curated record. The coding region runs from base 447 to 2429 and encodes 660 amino acids. The transcript is spliced from 19 exons. Gene Ontology annotation, molecular function: protein binding. NCBI's taxonomy places the organism in Eukaryota, Metazoa, Chordata, Actinopteri, Salmoniformes, Salmonidae.